Molecule: messenger RNA, 1485 nt
Organism: Cantharellus anzutake
Lineage: Eukaryota; Fungi; Basidiomycota; Agaricomycetes; Cantharellales; Hydnaceae
Exons: 3
Source: RefSeq, a predicted model, not a curated record
UUACUGGAAGAGAUCCUCCUAUCUCGCCUGAUCCGUCAAGGCACUGUGGACGCCAUGUUCAAGAAACAGGAUGUGGACGAGACGAGUGACAACUUGGACAGGUUCGAUGUCACUCGGAUCACGGACAUGGUCAGGAGAAACGAAGGGUGGUGGGCCUUGCUGAGACGGUUCGCUGGAUGGAAAGAUAAGGCCUAUCGUUUCAUCUCUGGGGUGUCAGAGGCAGUCGUGGAGCAGCUGGAUGGUGCGGUGGACAAGUACUACGACAGUAUCUACCACCUUGGACAGCUGAGUUCGCACCGUGACGAGGUGGAAAAGUCUAGGGAGAUGGUGCAAUGCAAGCGGGUCGAGCUGGAUCGGGAGGAGAGGGAGCUGGAUGAGGCAGAGGAGUUCAACCACCAGCUUCACAGUAUAGUGGAGGACAUGCUUCAAGAGGACUCUACAGCUAUGAAUCGGGCAAAGGCCAGGUACGACGAGCUUCCCCCAAUCCCACCCCCCAACAACAUCAGGGACACACAGGGUUAUGCAUUGGAGCGGAUGAUGGCGUCUCCUUUGCCACCUGUUAUGGCAUCGUCGUUGGAUACUACAUCUUCCCCCCCUUCCCAUAAUUCUGGCCAUGAUGAUUCUCUCCCUUCCUUGGUGCCCCACAGUGACGUCAACCUAUUCCUGGAUGACCUUCAGUUCCAAAUGCGAAUAAUGUUUGAAAAGGAUUUGCCCAACUAUGAUUGCUGGAACAAGGCCCACCGAAUGAAGGAUUUCCUCUUCCAGAUGGUGCAGGAUCCCUUGAUAUCUAGUGCCAUCAUGGAUGGCAAAGUCACUGCCGAGGACAUGACGAGCUUGGCCAGCAUCCCCCCACCAGCACAACCCACGUCGUCAUCAUCAUCACCACAAACAACCCCUGAACGAUCCUCAAGGAAGAGAAGACGGUCAUCGUCCGCUUGUCCAACCUCGAAGAAACUCAGAAGGGCCUCUGACCAAAUCGAUGACAGGGCAGUCGUGCUGAGACCCGAUCGCUGGCGUCAAGUGGCAAGUCGAGCACUCAAGGUACUGCUCCAGUGGGAACACAGCAGGAUGACUGCGAUGAGGAUGCGACAGAGGAUCCAUCCUUGGAUGAGCCAGAUGCUGCUGGAGGAAUUACCUGAUGCUGCUCUUCCUCCCUUGGAUGCAUGCCAGGAGGAUACACGUAUGUUAGACGAUCUGUACUCUCAAUGCCCGCUGAAAGAGCUGCUCUCUGAUGGGUGGGAGUGGGAUGCUGAUUCGAUGCCAGAAGACCUGUGGAUGGGACAGGAUGGACCGAGUGGGGGUGUGACGGUAGUAGAAUCACAGGGUGUUGGAUAUGAACAGCAAACAUCGCAACGCGCUCAAGUGCCUGGUACUAGCAGCAACCACACUUCCCAGUUGGACCAUCUGCUGGGGACCCCUGAUAACAUGAUGCUGAAUCGUUACAUAGGAUAUCAAUAUUGGAGCCAGGAAUGGCAGAAUGAAUAG